AUGGACGAAAACGCCGUUCUCAACAGCAAUCAGGUCUGGAAAGAGAACGAGCUGAACAACAAGCAAUCCAUAGCCCCGGCCACCCACUCUGCUGCCUCAUCCGAUCCCCCAAACAUCGCGACGAUGACGGCCCACGACUUCGAACCCUUGAAAAACGACCUCCUCCUUCGUACCGCACGAGGCGAGAAGGUCGAACGUCCUCCAUGCUGGGUCAUGCGCCAAGCAGGUCGCUACCUGCCCGAAUACCACAAGGAAAAGGCAAAUCAUGACUUCUUCGAAUGUUGCCGGUCUCCCGAAAUCGCCUCCAACCUCACCCUCCAACCCAUUGAUCGCUUCGAAAGCCUCAUAGACGCCGCGAUCAUCUUCAGCGACAUCCUCGUCAUACCGCAAGCAAUGGGCAUGGAGGUCGUCAUGCUGGAUGGGAAGGGUCCGCAUUUUCCGGAUCCAUUGGGCAGUCCGGAGGACAAGCAGUACUCUGAGAUCAUGGAGAGGAAAGUCGAUGUCGGGGAGAGUCUGCAAUACGUGUACGAUGCGAUUACGAUGACGAGGCACAAAUUGAAAGGCAGAGUGCCGCUGUAUGGCUUCUGUGGAGCGCCAUUCACGCUGCUUUGCUACAUGGUCGAAGGAGGAGGAACGAAGGUCUUCAAGCAAACCAAGACCUGGAUCUACAAAUACUCGGAAGAGUCGAAGAAGCUGUUGCAGAAGAUUGCGGAGCUGUGUGUGGAAUACCUGGCGAAGCAGGUGCUUGCUGGGGCGCAGAUUGUGCAGAUUUUCGAUUCCUGGGCGGGAGAGUUGAGUCCGGCUUCGUUCAAGGAGUUUGCGCUACCAUAUCUCACGUACAUUUGCGAUAAUCUAGCGACGAAGCUGAAAGAGCUUGGUGCAGAAGUCGUGCCGAUGGUGGUAUUUGCGAAAGGCGCUUGGUAUGCGAUUGAGGAUCUUUGCGAGACGAAGUAUGAUAUUAUUGGCCUAGAUUGGCUACAUGAUCCCAAGGAAGCUUAUGCUAUUGCUCAAAAGUACGGAAAAGUUGUGCAAGGUAAUGCGGAUCCUGGUGUUCUUUAUGGCGGCCACGAGGCUAUUACGAAGGUUGUGAAAGAGAUGGUGGAAGGCUUUGGUGGUGGUAAGCAAGGCUGGAUCGCGAACUUGGGGCAUGGUACGUGUUGACUUACAUUGGCAUCUUUCCUCGCAUUGCUGACAUUUCCAGGUAUCACGCCGUGGGUCAACCCCGACGACCUCAAAUUCUACUUUCAGGAAAUUCACAGAAUCUCAAGUAGCUGACUCCGCCCGGGCGCUGCACUUGAGAAAGACUUGCCAACCAUGCUCUAGGUGCACACGUGCAGAACGCUUUCCCAACAUCCAAAGACAUCCGCGCCGCGGAGCAGAAGAUGCACGAACGCAACAUCCUUCACAGCGAUUGGUAG
Lecanosticta acicola is the source of this 1418-nucleotide messenger RNA. The record is from the annotation of a GenBank genome assembly. Lineage: Eukaryota; Fungi; Ascomycota; Dothideomycetes; Mycosphaerellales; Mycosphaerellaceae.